Ylistrum balloti is the source of this 657-nucleotide messenger RNA. Its product is annotated as echinoidin-like. Gene Ontology annotation, molecular function: signaling receptor activity. NCBI's taxonomy places the organism in Eukaryota, Metazoa, Mollusca, Bivalvia, Pectinida, Pectinidae. Bases 43 to 657 code for a protein of 204 amino acids. The transcript has 4 exons. The record is from RefSeq and is a predicted model, not a curated record.
AUCUUUGUAUCUGUAGAGGUAAUCACGUGUUGUUCUGUACGUAUGCACUUCCAUUUUCACUCUCGUGGAAAAAUGGCCUCGUUGAUGUUCCCGAGUCUAUUGGUGUUGUGUCUACAACUAGCAGCUGCCCAGACGGACGUAACACGCUGUCCUAUCAACCUGCAGAGGGGGCCUGCCUUGCAGAGUUUCGAAAACCAUUGUUACACGUUUGAAAUCCACCAUCACCAAGACUGGGCUCACGCCAAUAAUGACUGCCAUGCCAAGGGUGGAUUCCUUCUAACGAUCCACUCAUCCAUGGAGCAGAAUUUCAUAAUGACAGAGCUAGGCUCUCUCAGCUUCGCGGGAAAUGGCGUAUGGCUAGGACUGACGGACCAGAACACGGAGGGAACAUUUGUGUGGGCUGACGAUAGUCCUGUAGAUUAUACCUACUGGGCUAGUGGACAGCCGGCUGGUCUGGGAGGUAUUGCUGCAGCACAAGAGGACUGCACCCUACUGAAAUACCGCGACUCCGGUCACUGGCAUGAUUAUCCGUGUUCCUCCAUCUUGUUCAUCCCAGAGAACUAUGGCUGGAUUUGCAAAUUUAAUAUGACACCAGAAAAAGUGACAACGCCACAACCCAUAGUGGUGUCUACACCAACACCUGUUACAGUGGUAUAG